Drosophila persimilis is the source of this 3662-nucleotide messenger RNA. RefSeq names its product G protein alpha q subunit. The record is from RefSeq and is a predicted model, not a curated record. Gene Ontology annotation, cellular component: heterotrimeric G-protein complex. The transcript is spliced from 9 exons. Bases 840 to 1901 code for a protein of 353 amino acids. Gene Ontology annotation, molecular function: guanyl nucleotide binding; GTPase activity; G protein-coupled receptor binding. Gene Ontology annotation, biological process: adenylate cyclase-modulating G protein-coupled receptor signaling pathway; phospholipase C-activating dopamine receptor signaling pathway. Lineage: Eukaryota; Metazoa; Arthropoda; Insecta; Diptera; Drosophilidae.
UACAUAUUUAUAUAGGAACCACCACUACCCCGGGUGUCCAAACAUAACGACACCGAUUAAGUCAAACUGCAGGGAAAACCACAACAAAACACUCAGAGAGCCAGCAAAGGAAAAAAUCUAUUUUUUGUAUUGCUUAGUGCUGGCAAACAAAAAGAAAGGAAGGACAGAACAUCGUAUUGGAGAAUCUCGUCAGAUUAAGUGGAUUUCUAUCUCCGAUAAAGAACUGAAUGUUCUUGGAUCGCUGGACUACAAGGGGAACCAAUCGUCGUGUCAUUCGUCAUUCGUGCAUCAGUCAUAGUCGGAGACAGAGUCACAGAGUCUGGAUUCUGGAGUCUGGAGUCUGGAGUCUGGUCAAGGAAUUUAGUGUAAAGCCUAUAAGAAUAAGCCUUCCCAUCGAGGGAAACAAAAGUGAAAGUGAGAGGGAAAGUAAGCAAUAGCCAAAGAGAGCCUGUCGAGAGUGGAUUGUGGCAGCGGGAGGAUCAGAGAGUGAGCAACGCCAAAGUACAAAUGCAUAAAUCGAAACUGAAUCUAUAACUUAGAACCGCGUAUCAAGCAAUUCCCCUGGAUGCAUACGUAUAAUCCCAGGACACAAGCACCAAUCAAAUCCAAUUUAGAAGCAGCAACAGCAGCCGCCUCAGCCUCAACAGAUCCCCCAAACAAUUAGAUUAGCCAACAGCAGAGAGAUAGAUAGACGGGCAGAGACAGCGACAGCGACAGGCAAGCCAGAGCUCUGUAGCCAGCAGCUCCUCCUCGUCAUCAUCCUCAUCCAAUUUUGCAAGCGUAACGGAGAGUCGACGUAGUGGCUGCAGCACGCGUAAGCGUCCAUAAAUCUAGUUAGCAUGGAGUGCUGUUUAUCGGAAGAGGCAAAGGAACAAAAGCGCAUCAAUCAGGAAAUCGAGAAGCAGUUGCGCCGCGACAAGCGAGAUGCGCGACGGGAACUUAAAUUGCUGUUGCUUGGCACGGGCGAGUCCGGCAAGUCAACGUUCAUCAAACAGAUGCGUAUUAUCCAUGGCAGCGGCUACUCGGACGAGGACAAGCGUGGAUACAUCAAACUGGUGUUCCAGAACAUAUUCAUGGCCAUGCAGUCGAUGAUCAAGGCCAUGGACAUGCUAAAGAUCUCCUAUGGCGUUGGAGAGCAUAGCGAACUGGCCGAUCUGGUGAUGAGCAUUGACUACGAAACAGUUACCACAUUCGAGGAUCCAUUUUUGAACGCCAUCAAAACGCUAUGGGCCGAUGCCGGCAUUCAGGAGUGCUACGACCGUCGUAGAGAAUACCAAUUGACAGAUUCAGCCAAAUAUUAUCUGAUGGAUCUCGACCGUGUGGCUCAACCUGCUUAUUUACCCACUGAGCAAGACAUUUUGAGAGUUCGUGUGCCGACAACGGGGAUCAUUGAGUAUCCCUUUGACUUAGAAGAAAUCAGAUUUAGAAUGGUGGACGUGGGUGGUCAGCGAUCGGAGAGAAGAAAGUGGAUUCAUUGCUUUGAGAAUGUGACAUCAAUCAUAUUUUUGGUGGCGCUAUCGGAAUACGAUCAGAUCUUGUUUGAAUCUGAUAACGAGAACCGAAUGGAGGAGUCAAAAGCUUUAUUUAGAACUAUUAUUACGUACCCUUGGUUCCAGAAUUCAUCAGUUAUUCUUUUCCUGAACAAGAAGGACUUGUUGGAGGAGAAAAUAAUGUAUUCGCAUUUGGUAGACUACUUUCCCGAAUACGAUGGUCCACAGCGAGAUGCAAUCGCGGCACGCGAAUUCAUACUGCGAAUGUUUGUAGACUUAAAUCCAGAUUCCGAAAAGAUUAUCUAUUCUCAUUUCACCUGUGCUACAGAUACUGAAAACAUAAGGUUUGUGUUUGCAGCUGUUAAGGACACCAUUCUGCAAUCGAACCUUAAGGAAUACAAUUUGGUCUAAACUGGAUUUGGACCAGUAAACUAUUUUUGUGAUUUUUACUAUAUAUAUAUAUAUAUAUAUAUUUAUGUAUAUAUGCAAGCACACACCCACGCAAACCACACACACCCAAAAAAAAAACAAAAACAAUGUAUAUGUAUAUAAAUAUAUACAUUCAUAAUUCCUUUUUCGCAUAUUAAUUAAACACAAAACAAAAAGAAAUAAAAUAAAAGAAAAGAAAGCGUGAGUACGUGAGAGCGGUGCAGUACGACCCAAGAAAGUUUCGAAAAAAUUGUAACACCAGGAACCGAGAAAUUGUAGCAUAAAUAGAGAACAGCAACAGCAACAGCAACAACAUAAAAACAGCUACUGCAACUUGCAAAACAAAUUGAUGUUUAUUGAGAGAAAUGAAUUAUGUAUAACACAAAAUCUGAUACAAGUACUAAUAAUAUUUAAACAAAUUUAUUACUAUAGAAGAAACUUUUGUAAUAAAAACCGAAGCAAGAAUAAAAACCAAAAUUAAGAAACUUACAUUUAAUCAAAAUGCUUAGAUCGGAACCACAAACGGAAACAAACAAACAACAACAUUUUGUCGUACUGAAAGCAUAACAAAACAAGCAAAAACAUUUACUGAAGAAACUGCAAGCAAAAAACAAAAUUUAACCUUAACAACAUGCAAGAACUUUUGAAUAAAAAACCCCCCGAAUAAAUAUAUAGAGUAUAUAUGCAUAUAUACCACGAAGAAUAUAUAUAUAUAUAUAUAUAUGUUUGGGUGUUUCUCAUAACAGUUUGAAGAAGGCAUAUAUGCAUAUAAGGAGUGUAAAAAUAUACAUACAUACAUCCAGAUAAUACAUGCUAAGAGGAAGAGGAAGAGAAAGAAACAAAACAAAAUCAUACAUAAUACUGUAUUUUGUACUAGGCUAAACCGUAAAGUAAAUAUUGCAACAAUUGUUUACAGACAUACAAACAUAUUUAUACGUGCAUACAAAACAAACAUAAUACAUAUAUAGCACACGAAUGCAUAUGUAACAAUUUAUAAACCUAUUAAUUUGCAUUUUGGGAAUCAACCACCCCCCGCUCAUUGCAUUGCAUUGCAUUGUAAUAUCUAUGAUAUGUUUCGUAGUAAUACCAAUAGAAAAACAAACAGAAACGAAAACGAAAAACAAAUAACAAAAGAUAGGGAAACAAAUUUGUAAAGAAUGAAUGAGAAGGAGAGCCAUCUGCAUGAAGCGCACACCUUACAUCCUAAUUAAUAUUAACACGUGUCUGUGAAAUUGUCGAUAAACCCCCUCCCUCCCCGGGAAGCAGCCAUCCGUGCAGCACCAUCCGUGCAACUUAUUGAUAUUCAAUCAAACGCCAGGUCCACUUGCAAUCCAGUCAAACGCGUCGUUCAUUGAUCGAAGAGCACUCCUGUCUGAGAUGACGGCCUCUGGCUCUCACGUACCUUUGUUGCCAUCAAAAUUUCAGUCGAGCCAUGUUGCUAUAUAUAUACGAUAUAUACGAUGCUUAUGUAAAAAUAAAAAAACAACAGUGAAACGAUAGCUUGAUUUUGGUACGUUCUAUGAUAAUAAUAAUUUUGAUAAUCGUUUGCUAUUUUAUAGAUCUAAUUAAUGUAUGCAACGGCGGACGCACUUGCCGGCCGAUCCCACAGGCGGCCAGGGGCGUUCGCAGUUUUGUUUUUGUUUUUAUAAUUUAGUUAAUUUAAUGUAUACAAAGAUAAACGAUAAACAUGAUUAGUAACAAAGUGACGCACACCUACAGAAUAAACAAAAACAUCAAACAUUA